GGAGAGCAGUUUGCCUGAAACACAAUACAUUUGCCAGCCUUCACAUUACCUGAGACGAUGUUUCUCAUGAAUACCUCUCCUUUGGUGGCCCUUCAGAGAAAAUGGGAACCUUUUCCCCAGUCAAGGAAUUGCAGGUAUCCGGUCUGUUUCUCAGAAUCUGAAGAAGAUCUUGCUAGAACAGCUGUAAAUGCCAAAGUCCAGAUGAUCAUAAACAAUCUGCAAAGCGAAGAAGUGGCCUUGGGUGCCAGCAGUGAAUAUGGCUGCAUCAUGCAGAAGAAACAGAAGGGAUCAAAAGAUAGCGGACACAGAUUUCGGAGGAAUGACCAGAGGCUGCAGGAGCAUAUUAAAUACACCCUUCGCAACUGCCCAGCAGACUCUGAUGGAAUGGACAUGGAAGACAGUGCAGAGUUUGGACCUCUCUCCUUGAAUUCUGACAGCGAUGAUUCCGUGGAUAGAGAUAUAGAGGAAGCCAUUCAAGAGUACCUACGGAACAAGGGCCAGAACAUUCCCCCACAACCAAAUAACACCGAGAAUUUGCCAAGUAAGGAUGAAGAUCAACCGGUCCAACAGGAAUAUCCCUCCCAUGAUGUUGCUUGUCGUUUAUGUCCUGCUGGUUGUGGCCCAGUCAGCGUGGCCCAGCAGUAUGUUGUUUCUGAUCAUGUUGGAGAUAAUGUUGUCCAAUGGGCUUCCUCCCCUUGUAGUGCGAGCAGCGAUGACUCUUUCGAACAGAGUAUAAAAGCUGAGAUAGAACAGUUCUUAAAGAAAAAGAAACAGCAAGCAAGAAAGAAGAUCACAAGGAGGAAUAAGCAAUUUCAUCAGAGAGAAGAGUUUCAAGAGAAGUUAGCCGUCAGUCAGAAAGGCAGCAUUAACAGAGGGAAUCGAAAUUCUUUAAAGCAAGGGGGCAAGGUAUACUUCCCAAAGCAGCAUCCUGAACUACGAAGUAUCAGCACGCCUAAAUGCUUGAAGUCAAAAACCAGGGAAGAGCCUGCAGCCUUAAAAGCAGAAAGAGAAGCAGACUUUUCAACUCCAACAGUUUGUUAUUCCUCCAUCCUGGAAGAAAGCAAAAAAAGUGGGAAGAGGCAGAUGCUUUGCAAUGCCGGAAGAGAGGAAAGAGUUAGUAUAGAUUUAUCCGAUUCGAGCAGUGAUGAUGGGAUUGAAGAAGCUAUUCAGCGUUAUCAGCUUGAGAAGAUUAAAAAAGGUCCAGAGUCCAGAGCAGCCUAUGUUUCUUUGCAGAAGGAAGAAUUCAGUGCCAGGAAGGCAGAGAAUAUUUCCCCAAGCCUGACAAGCUCCUUGCCAGAAAUCACUCAGAAAGCUCAGAGCUGCAGGAGGAAAGAUGCCAGUGCAAAGCCAGCAAUAUUAAGUAGGCUUGGGGCCACUUGUAAUGAUCUGGGAAAAAGCAGAAGUCAUUCUCCUCCCGAAGACAGUUUUGCCAAAUGUGCAGUCACAUUUCAGGCCUCUUGUCGAGCAGACACUGCUGCUGAAUUAAUGUGCGCAGAAGCGAUACUAGAUAUCUCCAAAACUAUUUUGCCUCCUCCAACAGCAAGUGAUAGCAAACUAUUCACAGCUAGUCCUUUCUUUCCUUCACAAAACAUGCUGCCUUCCCAGCAUGACAGUGACAAUACUGUGGACAGUGACGAUAGCAUUGAGCAAGAGAUAAGAGCUUUCUUGGCUGUCAAAGCAAAGACUGAGCACUUGAUAGCAAAAUCCAGAGAAGUCUCACACGCUUUCCAGAUGCCUCCUUCUUUGGGUCAGUCCAAUGAGCAGACUCAGAGUUCCAGGCAAAUGUUCCCCAAAUGCUUAAAACUGCCACUGAAUCGCAAAAAGAAACUUAAGAGGAAAAGUGAAGUAGUCACCCAAAAUGAGGACGCACAACUGAUCUUCUCAGAGAUGGACUAUUUGGAUAGGAACCUUUCAAAAUCCUCUGUAACCCAACUGAAAGAUGAAAGAACUGGAAAGGUGGUUAUAUACCCAAAAGACACGCUAACUACUAUUAGUUCUAUCAGUCUUGCAAACCCUUUGUCUCAUGCAUUUCAUGGUUCUGGAAGUCUUGUAGAAAAUGUAACACGAGGUCAGCAGAAAUAUGGGGCAGAUGAUAAAAGCAGCUCAUUUGAUAGUGAUGAGGAUUUGGAUACAGCUAUCAAAGAUCUGUUAAGAUCCAAACGGAAGUUAAAGAAAAAAUCCAAAGACCAAAGAGUUCACUGCAAAAGGAAAGUCAGAUUUGGUGAUGCUGAAAUGCAUAUUUUUUAUAAGAAUGAGAGAGACAGCCAACCCCAAACUCCCACCUUAUUAAAAAAGUGUCUUGUAAGUUCCAGGAGAGACAGAGAGGGAAAUGUAAAGAAAGAGCCCCUGAGAAAACCGAAAGGUACCAUAGAGUUUGAACAUGAAUGUAAAAAGGAAUGCCAGACCAAACCAACUUCUGGAGCUGAAAUCCAGGAGGCCACAAAGACUCAUCCAUGCCUGUGGGCUGUGACAUCCUUGGCGGAUGACAGCAGUUCCAUAGACAGUGAUGACAGCAUUGAACAAGAAAUCCAGAGGUUCUUGGCAGAAAAGGCUAAGGCCUCCACAAGGGUCGGGGUGUUACCAGAUGCCAGUGGAGUUGCUGAGACCUUUGGAGCUGAUAAGCCUCAGGCUGCUCUGUCGAAAGCAAAGUGGCAACUACUCAGGUGUGGAGGCAGUGCCUCACAGAAAGAGGGCAAAAAGAUGGAGAGGUUGGACCCACCAGUUCCUGAGCUGAGCAGCUGUCUGAGAUGCGCAGGAGAGACGGAAGAAAAUGCAUCUCACCCCAGUGAACAAGUCAGAUCGUUCAUGGAAGAUGGGGGCAGCCAGGCUCAAGUGGCAAACACACACACUGUGGAAACAAAGGGGAUUGAGCUACCUGUAAAAAGAGCUGCAGUCCAAAGAAAGGAUAUUUGGGAUGACAGGCUUGAUCAAAGGGCCCUUUCAUCUGGGAAGGGCAAAGCAGAGAGUUGUAAAUGGCAAAAUUAUUUUAAGACCAUCCCCUCUUUCAAAAGGAAGAGCUCGUAUGAAUUCAAAAUAUCCAGCAAAUUUCUAGCAGGUCUCAAAGGUGGUGGGAAUAAGAAGAAAUCUCUGCUUUUGGGAAAAAAACAGGGCAUUAACCUUUCUAUGCUCAAGAAGCAUGGAGGUAUCUUGGCAGCAAAUUCGUUUGGUGAGAAGUCUCUGCCGAAAGAGAUUGUGGAUUCCAGAAGUGAGGCAGGAAUAAGAGAAGUAGAUCAGGGUCCUGGGUUCCAGGCAAGAAGUUUGUGUCCCUGCAGACAGGAAGGGAAUGGAAGUGCCCAGGAGACCACCGUAUCUAAUGAAGUGGUAAACUCAGCCAAACAUCCUGUGAAAGGCCACAAGGUAGAUUCCAGCCAAAGCCCCCCUUUGCAAGAGCCUGGCAUAGAGGAGACCAGAGAGGUCACAGCUAGCCCCGGGGUAACACUUGCUGAAGUCCCUGCUAGGGAAGGGAAAAUCCUGGAGUACAGCAGCAGUUGGGCGAAGGGUAAGGUUCCUGACAGCCCUUGCGAUUUAUCCACGGAAGGGAACACGACCAGCCAAGGUAGGAUAGCAGAAGAACAAACCCAGCACCUUCCAGAGGUUACAGGUGGGCCCAUGGGAGAACACACACACUGUCUCCUGAAAACAAAGGAUUCUGGUUUAUAAGUCCUUUAUUUUACAGCGUUGGCAUUUUUAAAAGGCGACUAAAGCUAAAUCUGUGUUCUAAGUUAGAACUUCUCACAUGAAGUUUAAUAUCUGUGUUGGAAGAGAUAACGUACGCAGACUGAUUCAAGCUCCUGUUGCAUGAGUAGCUCAGAUUGGUCCAUCUGUAGUGAGAAGUGUGUGCUUACGAAAAUAAAUACCUCUUGUCACAGAGAUCAAUCUGUGUUAGAGAAAACAGUGAUGGCAAGGCAACCAAAGUGAUUGUAUUUUAGGGAACCUGAGACUGGAAGGGGAGGCAGUAAAUGCAGAGCUACUACCCAUGAUGCCCACCUUAUAAAAAAACACAUCUCCAAUUACGCCUAUCCAAGGUUUUGUUUUCUCUUUUGAAGGAAUGAUUUCUUUAUAUGAAAAGAGCGGCUCUUUAAGGAAAACUUUAUAUGACAAUUUAUACAGCAUGCUUAACUGCAGGUCGUUAUGGUUACCAGGGUUUUUCAUAGCAGAUGAUUAAGGUCACUGUGUUUUCAGACCGUUUUCUGGUAAGCCUUCCAGGUCUGUGGGACUCCUUUCCCCCUCUAGCCUUCACGGCUCUAGGCUGUAAGAUUUUGGGAGGCAGGAUUAUUAUGGGAGCUGGUUCAAUAAAAGAGCGUCAGGUUGGAGGAGGAUGCUCAAACUGAAGUCCUCUCUCACCCUCUUAAGCAUUUAUCAGCUGUGAAGAGAAUUUUACAAAAGAUGCAGAACAGUUAAUCUAAUGGGCCAGUUAUAAAAAAACAAUCUUUAAAAAAAAAUAGUGUUUUUAUAAUUGAAACCCAUAGAGGUUUUUUUUUUUUUUUAAAGAAUCUCGUAGAGGCCAUUCUUCUGUUCUUUGUCCAGCUUUGUUUCUUAUCCCAAUCCAGAGGGUUGCACAGGAACUCUCUGGCCUGCAGUCUGAGCUCCCUGGGUCCAAUAAAACAAGGGGGCAGGACCGGCAAAGAGAAGAGCUGUUUUUCUGCUGGAGGGCCUUCAGGGAGGUGAAUUUACAAGGACUUGGCUGCAUUUACCACUCAGUGACUUGAUGCUUCUGGAGACUCUUCAGUCAAAAUAAUGGACAUCCUCAAUAAUGCCAAAGGGAGGAGUCCCAAGUCUGGAGGCACCUUUAUUCUUUCAUAUUCUUAAAAAAAAAACUCCAGGUUAUUUCUAGCUGGAUCAUUGAGGGGUAAAUGUGGAGAUAGAGGAGCAGUCUUAAUUCCAAACUGAAAUUUAACCUGAUCUUUUUCUAGUGGCAUUUUUUUCCUGUUAAUGCUGCUUUUGUAGGAUUAAAGUCCUGUGAAUAUCCAGUUAGCCUGUUUCUUCUCUGUGUAAACCCUACUGGACGUUCCUUUCGCUUACAUUCUUGGGGACUGGGUGUGUGAUGGAGCAUUUGUAUUCAUUUCCUGUUGAAUUUCAAUACUUUGUAGCUUGUAAUGCUCUUUGAUUGAAGAUGCACUUUUUAAAUUAAGAAAACUUGUUUUGUAUAUAAGAAAUGGUGUACAUUCAUACAUUUAUAAGAUUUAAUAAACUGAGUUCAGAUCACGAAACAUGAUCCAAAACCUA
Messenger RNA from Python bivittatus (Burmese python), 5226 nucleotides. The record is from RefSeq and is a predicted model, not a curated record. Lineage: Eukaryota; Metazoa; Chordata; Lepidosauria; Squamata; Pythonidae.